Orbicella faveolata is the source of this 2849-nucleotide messenger RNA. Its product is annotated as heart- and neural crest derivatives-expressed protein 2-like. Gene Ontology annotation, biological process: developmental process; regulation of transcription by RNA polymerase II. Lineage: Eukaryota; Metazoa; Cnidaria; Anthozoa; Scleractinia; Merulinidae. The record is from RefSeq and is a predicted model, not a curated record. Gene Ontology annotation, molecular function: RNA polymerase II transcription regulatory region sequence-specific DNA binding; protein dimerization activity; DNA-binding transcription factor activity, RNA polymerase II-specific.
UCACGUUUGUCAAAAAAGAUCAAUCUUAUCAUUAAUUCCACGUUUUUAGAGCCCUGUAAUUGGAUGAUAAGUGUUAGCUAAGCGUUGAUUAACUUCCGUCAGCCAGUUUAUGUCACAGUUGGGUCUCGUUUCACAGCUGCGCGCGAGUUUCACAGCUAAUUCGUCUACAGUGAAAGUGGUUUUGCAAUUAAGCUGCGGCGCUUUCAUUCACUCAAGUUCUUUCCUUUCGCUGUGGAACUGCGAGAUUUUCAGUAACUGUAAAAUGGAGCAGCCGAAGAAAGAAGAGAAACCCAAAGUCGAGCCCUGCGAUCCACCGACUUCAACGGUUCCCGAAUCAAACAACUCUACCGAGGUACCUCGCGGCUCUGCAAAUCGUAAAGAGAGAAAGCGAACCCUAACCAUGAACUCCGCGUUUGCUGAACUUCGUGACCAUAUCCCCAAUGUUCCAUCUGACACGAAGUUGUCGAAAAUCAAAACAUUGAGGCUCGCCAUCAGCUAUAUCAAGUUUUUAAUGGAAAUUCUCGAGGAGAGCAACGAUGGAAAACCAGGUCGAAGUCAUCGCAACUUUGUGGCAGAUUUGGCUUUCCAGAAUGAGGGACGCGAAAAGAGGAAAAGAGAAAGCAUUCCUGCAGGUCCAAACGACUCGUCCCAAAGGAAGCGAGGCCGGACUGGAUGGCCACAAUAUGUUUGGGCAAUGGAGCUGAGGAACUGAAGUCCUCCUUCACUAAAUCUCGAUUCACCAUCUACAGAUUGCGCUUUUCCGCACCACGUUUACUACGUGUGAUCUUACGAAAUCGCGACCGACGUGCUCACAACAUGACGGCAGUGGCGCAUCCGAAAUUUUUACGAGCUAGCUUCGCCUGUUGACUGUGGGACGCUAGAAAAAAACACUGUUCGUUGUCGCUUUGCCGAACAUUCAUCGUUUCACAAUUGCAAGUUAUUUGGUAGCUCUUGAAUUCUGUUGUUCUACAUAUGUUAAGACUUAUACGUGGACACAAUACGUGGGUGUAAAAACUGUAAGUGUGAUGGGAAAUGUUCUUCUCCUACGGCGAGCCACUGACGGUCUCAAUGUACAUUUAAACGAUCGGUGAGUGAAGUUGUUAGCUUUUUUUGUGGUGAUCGAUGUUCGAUACACUGAACACUGUUAAAUUAGUUCGUGAUCGCUGGAAAAGGCAACGCAAAAUCGUCAAAAUUUCAAAGACCACUUGAUGAAGAUAACUCAAUGCUGAUCUUAAAAGGCAUUCUACUAUACUUAAGUAUCUUGUAGUGCCCUUUGUUAUGUUGCUCUUACUAGUUAGCUCUUCAAAACACGCUGAGUUCGUAUUUGAGCUACACAACCGACGAUAAACCACAUUUUUUUAAGACAACUUAUGUACUUUGCAAAUGAAUAGCCGUUGCAAUUUGUAUAAUAGCGAGUCUUCCACCAAGAGCUCAGCUGUAGAUGAUAUCUAAGAGCCCUGAAAAUCUUUUGUUGAUUGUUUAAACAAGUUGGUCAAACUGAUGGGAAACUCUGAGUUAAUGGAUUAAACAAAAAUAGCGUUAGAUUAUUUAUUGUUUAUAUUGUUAGAUUGCACUCAAAGUUGUGUAUAUUUUUACAAUUUCUUUGUAAUGCUGUCUCAGUCACUUUAAACUGAGAGGUAUUCAGAAAUGUCUGACUUAGUUGUCCAUAUGCGAAACAUUAUUAAAACGAAAUUAUUCCCAAUUUUUUCUUUUGAAUCUCUUCUAAUCACUUUCUCUUCAAUUUUCUUUUAAUUAUACGUCCGAUGUUUAUAUUUUUCGUAACCGGGAAGCCAAAUAUCAUUGUUAAAAUAUCUUUCAACUUUUAUUGCACAACAUUUGGGGCUCCAUUUUGAACACAAUUUACCAAUACAUCUGCUGCAAGCACGUACUUACAGCAAGCCUUUUAGAUUUUCGACUUUUGUGGUUUGUGGUUGAAAGCGAGCCGGAUUUCACGUAAAUAAGGCAGCUAAAGCUAAAGUUUAGUUCAAUCCCAGUGUGCAACACCUCUUACUGUGUGGGAGGGUCCAAAAUAACAAAAUGGCCCCCUUUGACUUCACUGGAGAAGGCUACCCAGGUUAAUAAACGAUCGAGCUCUUUCAUCUGCACUUUUCGAUGAAAACCUGAAGACAAGAGACCUGUUUGGUUCCCAUAUAAUUGUGAGACGGAACUGCAAAACGUCGACGCCAUAAAGAAGGGAUGUUCCUAAAAUAGUCCUAAAGAUAGAACAUAGAAAAAUAAUCGAGAAGAACUUUCCGACACGCCAUCAAGAAAUAUUGUGCAGUAAGGACGGUGUUGUGGUCAGGUUUUUACGUCGAUUUUGGAAGGAAGGCAUUCAAAUGUAUCAAUUUCUGUACACUAGUGCAUAUUCCUUCCCAGUCAAACUUUUAUGACACCUGUGUGGUUUAUGCUUGCGAUUUAAACCAAACCACAACGGCGCCUACAACAGGAACGUCGAUCAACCUAAAGGUUAUGAGCUUCACAUUGGCGCUGCACGUGCGUUAUACAUUUUGAUACAGUUUCGCACAGCCGUCCACUGCAAAACAACGACACCAAGUGAAUGAUGCAGUAACUUGUGAAAUACAAGAAGAAACGAACGUAUAUGGCCAUAUUCUUUAAGCUAAGGAUAGUUUUGACAUCGGGAAACAGGCUGAGUUGAUCCAGAUAACCACGAGAUAUAAAUUUAGUGUAUAUAUAUUUUAGAUACAAACAUCAUCCCUGCUGUGAUCGUCUACUUUAAGUGAUAAUAUAAAAAACAAGCAUAACAUUUUAUUCGGCAGAGAGGUUGUCAGAAAAACACUUGUUAUCUUGAAGUUGGUACGCCAUUUCCCAAGAAAACUUACCAAAUUUCA